AUGGACUGCUGUGACCAAAGACGACCCUGUGCAAACUGCCGCAACACCGAGAAGGAAUGCGUCUACGAUGCCUCGCAAGAUGGUAGACGGAAGGAAGUGCGAAAGCGCAGACUCGACGAGCUCGAGUUCCGCAGCAACGCCCUCGACCGACUUCUCUUGAAAUUGAGGAAUUCCUCGCAUGCAGAAGCGCGCGAGUUGAUCGACCUCAUCAAACGAGAUGCACCGCUCGAAGAACUCUUGGACUUUAUUGAGAGAAACCCGGGUGAACUUGCUGAUGAGACGAAGAGGGCUGUAUCUGCAAGUCCCCCUCCUCCAGAAGGCACAGGCAUUCGCCGCAUGCUUGCAAUCAGUGAAUUGAUCGACAUGCCGACAUUUCAAGUCGAAGCCGGGCCCUGGACGACGGUGACUUCUGACAGUGCCUUUGUGUCCCAUGUUCUUUCGGCCUACUAUAAUUGGUUUCAUUGGCACUACGUCAAUUUUGACUGGGAAUUAUUCUUGAAAGCCUUCAAGGAGAAGGAUCUUGAGUCACCCUAUUGCUCGCCCUUGCUGGUGAAUGCCGUCUUAGGUAUGGGUUGUAUGUUCUCAGACCAUCCGUCAGCCCUUGGCGACUCAGGAGACGCCGAAACGCGUGGCCAGCAUUUCUACAAUGAAGCCCAGCGGCUUUAUGAGCUUGAGGGUGAUCGGUUGACGCUCGCCAAUGUCCAAGGGUUUACCAUUUUGAUCAUGCU
This is a messenger RNA of Exophiala aquamarina CBS 119918, 728 nucleotides long. RefSeq lists its product as uncharacterized. The record is from RefSeq and is a predicted model, not a curated record. Lineage: Eukaryota; Fungi; Ascomycota; Eurotiomycetes; Chaetothyriales; Herpotrichiellaceae. Gene Ontology annotation, molecular function: DNA binding; DNA-binding transcription factor activity, RNA polymerase II-specific; zinc ion binding. The transcript is spliced from 3 exons. Gene Ontology annotation, biological process: DNA-templated transcription; regulation of DNA-templated transcription. The annotation marks the transcript as partial.